This is a messenger RNA of Cheilinus undulatus (humphead wrasse), 6539 nucleotides long. Its product is annotated as F-box-like/WD repeat-containing protein TBL1XR1. Gene Ontology annotation, molecular function: protein binding; transcription corepressor activity. Gene Ontology annotation, biological process: regulation of transcription by RNA polymerase II. The record is from RefSeq and is a predicted model, not a curated record. NCBI's taxonomy places the organism in Eukaryota, Metazoa, Chordata, Actinopteri, Labriformes, Labridae. The transcript is spliced from 17 exons. The coding region runs from base 376 to 1917 and encodes 513 amino acids. Gene Ontology annotation, cellular component: histone deacetylase complex.
GCUGCGGGACUAACUUCCAGAGGCCUCGGUAGUUUUUUCUGUUACGCCUCAUUGGUCGGUUUCAACGAGGAAAUGUGGCUCCAUUUUGAUGUUGAUCUGUCAAACAGACUUGGAGUCAAUGCUGAAUCUUCGCUCGAGGACGGCUGUCAGCUCUAGCAAACCACGAGCUGUUGUUUAGUGCUUCUGGAAAAUAGAUAACAUGAUCUGACGCGAACACACAAGCUGUGGAAGAUCUCGUCAAUUGAAAGGUUUUUCCAAGUAGGAACUCAGAGUUUUUGCUGUGGCAAACAGAGCUAUGAUGCGCACCUGAAGACAUCUUGAUCUCAUGGGCUCCUAUCCUGUGCUGACCCAAUGGUUUAAUCACCAGGACUCAAAAUGAGCAUAAGCAGUGAUGAGGUCAAUUUCCUGGUUUACAGAUACCUGCAAGAGUCAGGCUUCUCUCACUCAGCGUUCACCUUUGGCAUAGAGAGCCACAUUAGCCAGUCCAACAUCAAUGGAGCCCUGGUGCCCCCUGCUGCCCUCAUCUCCAUCAUUCAGAAGGGCCUGCAGUAUGUGGAGGCUGAAGUCAGCAUCAAUGAGGAUGGGACAUUAUUUGACGGGCGGCCAAUCGAGUCACUGUCUCUCAUCGACGCUGUGAUGCCAGAUGUAGUCCAGACCAGGCAGCAGGCCUACAGGGACAAGCUGGCCCAGCAGCAGCAGGCGGCUGCAGGAAGUGGCAGCAGUACAGGGCCCCAGGGGAGCACAAAGAACGGGGAGGGGGCUGCCAACGGGGAGGAAAAUGGAUCCCACGCCUUAGCCAAUCACCACACAGAGAUGAUGGAGGUGGAUAGAGACGUGGAGAUCCCCCAGAGCAAAGCCAUGGUCCUAAGGGGCCAUGAAUCAGAAGUAUUUAUCUGUGCCUGGAACCCCGUCAACGACCUCCUUGCCUCUGGGUCUGGGGACUCGACAGCACGGAUAUGGAACCUGAGUGAGAACAGCACAGGCGGAUCCACCCAGCUGGUUCUGAGGCACUGCAUACGAGAAGGAGGCCAGGACGUACCAAGCAACAAAGACGUCACCUCACUGGACUGGAAUAGCGAGGGAACAUUGCUCGCAACCGGCUCAUAUGAUGGCUUUGCAAGAAUAUGGACGAAGGACGGGAACCUGGCCAGUACUUUAGGUCAGCAUAAAGGUCCUAUAUUUGCACUCAAGUGGAAUAAGAAAGGAAAUUUCAUCCUCAGCGCUGGUGUAGACAAGACCACGAUUAUUUGGGACGCCCACACAGGAGAAGCAAAGCAGCAGUUUCCUUUCCAUUCUGCUCCUGCUCUGGACGUGGACUGGCAGAGCAACAACACAUUUGCCUCCUGCAGCACAGACAUGUGCAUCCAUGUGUGUAAGCUCGGUCAGGACAGACCUGUCAAGACCUUCCAGGGACACACGAAUGAAGUGAACGCCAUCAAGUGGGAUCCCACUGGCAGCCUGCUGGCCUCCUGCUCAGAUGACAUGACACUGAAGAUCUGGAGUAUGAAGCAGGACUCGUGUGUCCAUGACCUCCAGGCUCACAGUAAAGAAAUCUACACCAUCAAGUGGAGCCCAACAGGCCCCGGGACCAACAACCCCAGCGCUAACCUCAUGCUAGCCAGUGCAUCAUUUGACUCAACGGUGCGUCUGUGGGAUGUGGAGCGCGGGGUGUGUAUCCACACACUGACUCGCCAUCAGGAGCCUGUCUACAGUGUGGCCUUCAGCCCUGAUGGCCGGCACCUCGCCAGCGGCUCCUUUGACAAGUGUGUCCACAUCUGGAACACUCAGACGGGUGCUUUAGUUCACAGCUACCGGGGGACAGGAGGGAUCUUCGAGGUAUGCUGGAACGCCACAGGGGACAAAGUAGGAGCCAGCGCGUCAGAUGGAUCGGUUUGUGUAUUAGACCUGAGGAAAUGACACUCGACUGGGGGAGCCAUGGACCGACUACGAAUGUGUACAUAGCCAAAAUGACUGACUGUCCCUGCCUGUCCGCCACACUGCUGUAGUCCCAUCAGAGGCCAUGGCCCACCGUCAGAGCCAAACGGAGCCCCCCCCCCCAAUCGUGAUUACACAAGGACCACACCUUCACCACACACUGUUUCAAUGCACGUGUCAGACAUGCAACAGGUACGUUUGGACAUGUGUCUCGCUCUCACAGACCUGCAGGGAAAACACAUCUCUGUUGUCCCAUUUUACAAACUUAACGGUCCCAUCACACACAAACCAAAACACCAGGAUCCAUCCUGCUUCCCUCUUUUUAUCCUUUGUACCUUAAUUUACACAUUUGUGUGUCUGUUGGUGUGUGCAUAUUGCAUAUGUCAGCAUCUGGUGUCCUGUGGACAUUUUUGUUUUGAAUUUGGAUUUUACUGAUCUCUGUGGGUUUUAUAUUUCAUGUUGGGUGGGAGAGAAGGGGGGGGUGUCUUUUAGGAUGGGUGUUCAAAGCUGUUCAUUGGGAGAUCCAUUAAUUCACUUUGUGGCACUUGUUAGGGUUCAGAAAAUGCAGGUGUACAGCUCAGAAGCUGAAAUGGAAUUACAGCAGCUCUUUUUUAACAGAGAUUUGCUCCAUUCUUGCUGUUUUUAACAAAGUCUAAAGCAGUUAAUCAAAGGAAAACUGUCCUUUGUUUUUGCAACUUUUAUCCUCAGAAAUGUUUUUUUCAGGUGUUCACAAUUCAUCAGGUUAAUAUAUACAUAGAGCUCUACAGAAUUUAAAACCUCCGAGCUGAAAGAUAAUCUAUAUUGGUGUUAAAUACUGUGUGGAUCUCAUGUUCGUACGUGUGCUGACCAGAAAGAUUUCCAACGCUUCAGGUUUCUGUCACUGAGCUCGUCCCGAGUCUGCAUCUCAGGCUCGCCAACAGAUAGCUGCACAUCGGUGUCAGCAGUGAGGUAACAUAGCACAGGAAGAGUCUGACUUCUGUCGCCAGUCACAGCUCCUUGGACCUGAAGGGAAAGAGAGAUAAAGCUACAGGAAAUCAGGCCUGUGACUGCUCAUAUCCAUCUAUGUAAACAUUUAAUACUUUAAAUUUUACUCAUUUCCUCAAUUGAUGACUUGUUGCCAUCCACUGCUGAACGAUAAUCAAACUAAGCCUUUGUAAUUGUGUCCGGUUUACCCUCGAGGACAUCAUCAGGAGGAUCACAUCCUCAGCAGGACACAGGCUCCAUUAUGGAGCCUUUUAAAACACAGCUCACUUCUCAACCUAAUGGAAACACUGGAGGUCAUAUCACAGUCUUGAACUAUGAGCAGUUAUUUACAGUUGGCUUAUAAACAUCCUGAAUAAUGCUGUAACACAACUUUCAUGUCUAAUACAGGACUCAGUAACGCACUACAGCACCUGCCAGAGUUUACUGUCAGGCAGCUUCUGUCCAGCAUCACUGACUAUAUAUGAAGAUGGACAAUGUUUCUACCUCCUUCUGUUGUACAAAAAUGAAGCCAAAAUACCCCUCAUAAAGGGGGCUCUGAAAUCAAGAAAAGUGCGUUAAGAAUUGGCUGGGGACACAACAAUAUUAACAUCCUGCUCCUACUGCUAACCAAAACAUGCAUUCAACCUUCUGAUAACAGUCCAGUCCACAGCAGGACAGACUUUCGUGUAGCGCUAAAGCAGACAUAGCAUACACAAACCUACAGUAAAGUCUGGAAUUGAAGUUGCCCCACUUUAUAAGCAGAAGUCUGUUUUUUAGAAUCUCCCAAAGGGGGCAAAGGUUUAAACUGUCAUCCUGUGUGACAAUUUUAAUUUCAUUUGAGAGGGGUCCUGCAGCUGCAGACAGUGCAUCUCUGACAGCCCUUCUCACAGGCCGUUCAUCUUAGACACCAAAUAACUUGAAAGUGCUGGGCCAGUACAACAAAUUUCUAGUCUUUGCUUUUUUUUUUUUUUUUUUUUAAAUUCAAAUUUAUUCAAGUCUGGCCAUUACAUUCUUGAACAAAAACAAUAUUGCAAACAUUACAGACUAAGCAACAUUUCAUAAAUAAACAGAAAAAAGUUCAGCAGUCUAAACCAAUAAUAAAUCAUGUAUAGAAAUGUUUUAGAAGUAGCUACACGAAUAGUUGCUCGCUUUAGCUUUGUCAACUUUGGCUAUGCUAGCUAUGUAAUCUAGGUUACUGCAUAAGCCAGUAUAGCUAAGUUAGCUUUGGCAAACGUUGCUAAAUCUAGCAUAGCUACAUAGACAAUGUACCUAUGUAGUUUACAUAGCUACUUUGUGAGCUAAGCUUUAGCUAUGUUUGCUACAUAGCUAUGUUAGCUGUGUAAGUACUUCAGCUAUGUUAGCUAGGUAGCUCUUGUUUAUGGCAAAGUUAGCUUAAGCAGCGUGAGCUUUAGCAAACGUAGCUUAAACUAACUCAGCUACAUAGAUAACAUGGAUGUAUAGCUGCUUUGUGAGCUUAGGUCCAGCUGCAUUACCUAUGUAGUUCCGUUAUCAAAGUAGCUUACACAGCUAACAGCGCUACGUAAAUUACAAUGGCUGCAUUAGAGUGUUUUUGUGGAGGACAAGCUUUUUUUCCUGUAAGCAAACUGUUAACUUGGCUUUACUAAACAUAUUGUAAUCAGAUUUUGAAUUUUACCAUCUGUUUUCGUAGUAUGGGGAUUGCACAUCUACUAGGUACAGUCCAGUAGUUGAGCUCUCAGCCUCCGAUGAUUUUUGUGGGAUGAACUCACCCUGUCCUCAUGCCCCUGUAACAUGCCAAUAUUGAGUAGUGUUUCCAGUCAAACCAGCACUCAAUGGUAACAGUAACACUGCAGUAUACUUCCUAUUUUCUUUAAAUGCAGGAUUAUGACCAACCAAGGAAGAAAAGCUGUUAAAAAGUGGCACUAACCACCUAACCAAAUUGUGUAAGGUCUUGUUCAGAAUGUCAUGGGGCAGCUGCAUGCAAUUGCAGUAAAGUCUCAACACUUCAUGUCAGCCUGGUCUAUAAGCCACAGCCAACUUUAGAAAGGAAAAAUGUGUAUCAAAAGAGCAGUUUCUGCAUUGGAUUUUAUAGUAAAACACUCCUUUAUUAGUGUUUUUAACAUUUUCCCUGGGCAUUCCUCCUGUAUUCUUAUAUUCCAGAAAUCUGCUGGAGCCAACAUAGCUAUUAAUCAUUGAGCUGUCCAUUUCAGAAGAAACAAAACAGAGCGUAGCUUCUUUGAAAGCUGUAUCUUUGGAUAUAAAUCAAGACAAGAAGAAGUUUGAAGACAGAAACUGUGAUUUCAGAAUUAAUAAUUUGAUGCACAUUUUCUUUAUUGUUUUUUUUUUUUUUUUUACCCAUCUGAAGGAGGAGUGAUGGAAAUGCAGCCAGUAGCUAACGAGGUGAAAUGUUUUGGCUUCACUUUUGCGGGAUCUGAGACAUUGUCCAUCUUUAUAUAGGGUCAUGUCCAGCAUUAACACAAACUUAUUCUUUGGAGACAGGCUACAUUCAGGCCUAUGCACCGAUAGAUGGCGCUUGUGUUCGUAGUGUUCAGAGUUGGCAUUUUGAAACAAGACUGCUUUUAAGUUCAAGCAGAUUUGCAGCAAAUGCAUUGAUGUAACCUGCAUAUAACAUAUAUAUAUAAAAUAUAUAUCUGUGCUAUCACAGGGGAUUCUUUUUAAUGCCACUCAUACGCUAAGAGUGGGUUUUAAAGUUACUUUUUGAAAUCAGUUUGUGGUGUUUUUGUGCAUCACCUUGAGGUGUGGCCAAGAGGAAUGGUUUUUAUAAAAUACCAUUAAACAGUCAUAGAAAAAUGUAAAAAAAAACAAAAAAAACAAAAAAACAAGUAGCCCUUCAGAGGGUUUUUUUCCUGCACUUUAGAUGAAAAUGGAGAAACAGGGAGGUGUGUUUAUUCAAGUCAUUAAAAACACAUCCAGUAACACAUCCAGUGUUCAAAAUGCUCUUAAAGAUGAAUCUGAACUAAUGCAGAAAGUGUGCAGUGUCUGAUGGGUAACAAGGGUCUUCUUGAGGUUACGUCGAAUCAAAACCAGGCCACCUUCAUGGCAUUCCAGGUCCUGUCCUGCUAAAGGCUUAACUCACGCACAUACACACACAAGUCGCCGCACGUCUCGAAAGUCUUGUUCAGAAUGUUUUUCAAAAAUUUUGUACUGAAGCUAAAGACUAUUUUGAAGUUUGCUUUAAUACAGUCAGCAGUGAUUGGACUGUACCACAAAGACACUAUUUCAAUGAUGUCUAUGACAGUGGAAUGGUAUUUUAUAAUGUUUUGUUUUUAGAUGAGAAGCUUUUUACACUGCAUUCAAGUGUGUUUGCUAUUUUUUGUUCCUACAAAAGUACUAACGUUAAUUCUAUCUUUGCUAUGUUGGAGAGUCCUUGAAGGUUUUGUACUUCUCAAAACUUUUGUAAUCUUGAUUUAUUUGUAGCUACAUACACCAAUUGAACAAAAUAUAUAUAUAUAAAUACAUAUAAAAUUGAUUGGAUUUCAUUAUUGAUGUAUUAUAACACAGAACAUGUAAAUAUCAAUUUGCAGAUUUUUUUUUUGUUGUGUUGUCUUUGCCCUCACCUUUGUCUCUUUCUCUCUCACUCACGUGGUUGCGACCUGCAGCCUCCUGAUCUGACUGUUGUUAUAUCACUCAGAUUUCAAGGU